Molecule: messenger RNA, 5130 nt
Organism: Micropterus dolomieu (smallmouth bass)
Lineage: Eukaryota; Metazoa; Chordata; Actinopteri; Centrarchiformes; Centrarchidae
Gene: mtor
Product: mechanistic target of rapamycin kinase
Exons: 30
Coding region: 170-4582 (1470 amino acids)
Biological process (GO): TOR signaling; protein phosphorylation; negative regulation of macroautophagy
Cellular component (GO): TORC2 complex; TORC1 complex; nucleus
Molecular function (GO): protein serine/threonine kinase activity
Source: RefSeq, a predicted model, not a curated record
GUUUGCUGUAUGUACCCUGCCGGAGACGGUCCAGCUCAACAUAGCGAUAGCAUAGUUAGCCAACAUUGCCCAAUGCUAGCCAGCUAGUCGUACAAUGAGAGAUACUCUGCAAGAGCCGAAUAGCAAUUAAGUGGCCGACAUAUUAUUAUAAACACAUUAGGCCACCCAAAUGGUGAUCAUGUCGGGCACAGCAACUGUGCUGCAACAGUUUGUCAGUGGGCUGAAGAGUCGAAAUGAAGACACCAGAGCAAAAUCUGCCAAAGAUUUGCAGCACUAUGUGACUACAGAGCUCAGAGAGUUGAGCCAAGAUGAAGCCACUACAUUCUAUGAUGAGUUGAACCACCACAUAUUUGAGCUGGUAUCCAGCUCUGAUGUAAAUGAGAGGAAGGGAGGGAUUCUCGCUAUUGUGAGUCUGAUCGGAGUCGAGGGAGGCAAUGCCACCAGGAUCAGCCGCUUUGCCAACUACCUGCGCAACUUGCUUCCAUCCAGUGACCCCGUGGUCAUGGAGAUGGCCUCUAAAGCCAUGGGUCACCUGUCUAUGGCAGGGGACACCUUUACUGCUGAGUAUGUGGAGUUUGAGGUGAAGAGGGCCCUGGAGUGGUUGGGAGCAGACAGAAAUGAAGGCAGACGCCAUGCUGCAGUGUUGGUGUUGAGGGAGCUGGCUGUAAGCGCACCCACCUUCUUCUUUCAGCAAGUACAGCCCUUCUUUGACAACAUCUUUUAUGCAGUAUGGGACCCCAAGCAGGCUAUCCGAGAAGGGGCAGUAUCUGCACUGCGAGCCUCUCUCAUCCUCACCACACAGAGGGAAACCAAGGAAAUGCAGAAACCACAGUGGUACAAACAAACCUUUGAGGAGGCAGAGAAAGGCUUCGAUGAGACUUUGGCCAAAGAGAAAGGGAUGAAUCGUGACGACAGGGUCCAUGGUGCUCUUUUGAUCCUGAAUGAGCUGGUUCGCAUCAGCAGCAUGGAGGGAGAGCGCAUGCGUGAGGAGAUGGAGGAGAUCACACAGCAGCAGCUGGUCCAUGAUAAGUACUGCAAGGAGCUGAUGGGAUUUGGAACCAAACCCCGUCACAUCACACCCUUCACUAGCUUCCAAUCGGUGCAGCCACAGCAGUCCAAUGCUCUCCUGGGCCUGCUGGGCUACAGCACACCUCAGGGCUUCCUCACCUUCGGAGCCGCACCACUACCUGCCAAGAGCUCGCUGGUGGAGAGCCGAUACUGCCGUGAGCUGAUGGAGGAGCGAUUCGACCAGGUGUGUCGGUGGGUGCUGAAAUACAAGACCAGUAAAAACCCUCUGAUCCAGAUGACCAUCCUCAACCUACUUCCACGCCUGGCUGCCUUCCAGCCACAUAUCUUUACAGACCAGUACCUGUCAGACACUAUGGGCUACCUGCUGGGUUGUCUGAAGAAGGAGAAGGAGAGGACUGCAGCUUUCCAGGCUCUGGGUCUGCUGGUAGUGGCCGUCAGGGCAGAAAUCCAGCCAUACCUCUCGAAGGUUCUUGAGAUCAUCAAGGCUGCCCUUCCACCCAAGGACUUUGCACACAAGAGGCAGAAGACCAUGCAGGUGGACGCCACAGUGUUCACCUGUAUCAGCAUGCUUUCCAGAGCCAUGGGUCCCAGCAUCCAACCAGACAUUAAGGAGCUGCUGGAGCCAAUGCUGGCUGUGGGCCUCAGUCCUGCACUGACAGCGGUGCUGUACGACCUGAGCCGUCAAAUCCCCCAGCUGAAGAAGGACAUCCAGGAUGGUCUGCUGAAGAUGCUUUCCCUGGUGUUGAUGCACAAGCCACUGCGUCACCCCGGCAUGCCCAAAGGCCUGGCUUACCAGCUGGCCUCGCCAAGCCUCACAAACAUCCCUGAGGCCAGUGACGUCGGCAGCAUCACACUGGCCCUGCGCACACUGGGAAGCUUUGAGUUUGAAGGACACUCCCUCACCCAGUUUGUGCGCCACUGUGCGGAUCACUUCCUGAACAGUGAACACAAGGAAAUCCGGAUGGAGGCAGCUCGGACCUGCUCACGUCUCCUUACUCCCUCCAUCCAUCUGAUCAGUGGCCAUGUUGUCAGCCAGACCGCUGUGCAGGUUGUUGCAGAUGUGCUCAGCAAGCUGCUAGUUGUUGGCAUCACUGACCCAGAUCCAGACAUUCGCUACUGUGUGCUGGCAUCUCUUGAUGAGCGUUUUGACGCUCAUCUCGCCCAGGCUGAGAACUUGCAGGCGCUGUUUGUUGCACUGAAUGAUGAGGUGUUUGAGAUCCGAGAGCUGGCCAUCUGUACCAUCGGACGCCUCAGCAGCAUGAACCCUGCGUUUGUCAUGCCCUUCCUACGCAAGAUGCUCAUCCAGAUCUUAACAGAGCUGGAGCACAGUGGUGUCGGCAGGAACAAAGAGCAGAGUGCUCGUAUGCUUGGUCACCUAGUCUCCAACGCCCCCCGCCUCAUACGGCCAUAUAUGGAGCCCAUCCUUAAGGCUCUCAUCCUAAAGCUGAAAGACCCAGACCCCAACCCUGGAGUGGUCAUUAGUGUCCUUGCUACCAUUGGCGAGUUGGCUCAGGUGGUUGGAUGGUCCCCACAGAGGAGUCAGGAAAGCACAGUUAAAGGCAGGCAAACGCUGCAUUUCAGACAGAGUGCAGGAGAUGCACAGGUAGACCAAGUGUUUGUGUUUGAGUCAGUACAGGAAGAGGCAGAAGCCCAGCUGCCCAGGAACCAGCACAGGAAGCCACAAGAAAAUGUGAGUGGCUUGGAGAUGAGGAAGUGGAUGGACGAGCUUUUUCCAAUCAUCAUGGACAUGCUGCAGGACUCAUCCUCCUUGGCCAAGCGACAGGUGGCGCUGUGGACUCUGGGCCAGCAGGUGGCUAGUACAGGUUAUGUGGUGGAACCCUACCGCAAGUACCCCUCCCUUCUGGAGGUGCUGCUCAACUUCCUCAAGACAGAACAAAACCAGGGCAUCAGGAGAGAGGCUAUCCGUGUACUGGGCCUUCUUGGAGCUCUGGACCCCUACAAGCACAAGGUGAACAUCGGAAUGAUUGACCAGUCACGAGACGCCUCUGCUGUCAGUCUCUCUGAGUCAAAGUCUAGUCAGGACUCAGCUGACUACAGCACCAGCGAGAUGCUAGUGAACAUGGGAAACCUUCCCCUGGAUGAGUUUUACCCGGCCGUGGCAAUCGUCACUCUGAUGCGCAUCCUGAGAGACCCUUCACUGUCCAACCACCAUACUAUGGUGGUCCAGGCUGUCACCUUUAUCUUUAAGUCUCUGGGCCUCAAGUGUGUCCAAUUUCUGCCCCAGGUCAUGCCCACAUUCCUCAACGUCAUCCGCGUCUGUGAUGCCAGUAUACGAGAGUUCCUCUUUCAGCAGAUGGGAAUGGUGGUCUGCUUUGUGAAGAUCCACAUCCGCCCCUACAUGGAUGACAUAUUCACCCUCAUAAGAGAGUACUGGACACCAAACAACCCCAUGCAGAACACAAUCAUCCUUCUGAUCGAGCAGAUUGUGGUGGCACUGGGAGGAGAGUUCAAGCUCUACCUGCCUCAGCUUAUACCACACAUGUUGCGCGUCUUCAUGCAUGACAACAGCACCGGGCGCGGGGUUACCAUCAAGCUGCUCAACGCCAUCCAGCUGUUUGGUGCCAACCUAGACGACUACCUGCAUUUGCUGUUGCCUCCCAUUGUCAAACUUUUUGAUGCUCCUGAUGUGCCCCUGCAGGCCCGCAAGGUUGCCUUGGAGACACUGGACCGGCUGACGGAGUCCUUGGACUUCACUGACUACGCUUCACGCAUUAUCCACCCGAUUGUUCGGACACUUGACAGCACGCCUGAGCUGCGCUCCACCUCUAUGGACACCCUGUCCUCGCUAGUGUUCCAGCUUGGCAAGAAGUACCAGAUCUUCAUCCCCAUGGUGAACAAAGUGAUGCUGAAGCACAGGAUCAACCACCAGCGUUAUGACAUAUUAAUAUGUCGCAUUGUUAAGGGCUAUACUCUGGCAGAGGAGGAAGAGGACCCGCUAAUCUUCCAACAUCGCCAGCUUCGUGGUAACCAAGGUGAUGCUCUGGUCAGUGGUCCAGUGGAGGCGGGGCCUAUGAAGAAGCUUCACGUCAGCACUACGGCACUUCAGAAGGCUUGGGGUGCUGCCAGGAAGGUGUCCAAAGAUGACUGGUUGGAGUGGCUGAGGCGCUUGAGUGUUGUCCUGCUUAAGGAGUCGUCCUCCCCAGCCCUGCGAUCGUGCUGGUCACUGGCCCAAACCUAUAUUCCUCUUGCCAGGGACCUGUUCAAUGCAGCCUUUCUGUCUUGUUGGUCUGAGCUGAGUGAGGACCAGCAGGAUGAGCUCAUCCGUAGCAUUGAGUUAGCUCUUACCUCCCAGGACAUUGCUGAAGUCACACAAACUCUACUCAACCUGGCAGAGUUCAUGGAGCACAGUGACAAGGGCCCUCUGCCCCUCAGAGAUGAUAAUGGCAUUGUGCUGCUUGGUGAAAGAGCUGCCAAGUGUCGUGCCUACGCUAAGGCUCUGCAUUACAAAGAGCUGGAGUUUCAGAAAGGUCCAUCUCCUCUCAUCCUGGAGUCUCUUAUAAGAACCAUAAGAGACAAAGGGCUAGUCAGAUGAUGUCAGAGAUAACGUCAACCCUCCUUAGCCACAAACAUCCCAUGACAAUCUGGAAGGAAAUGGGUGACUGAGGUAACUACUUCCUAUGCCUCCAUGCUUUUCUCAUGCAGUGAUGCAUGUGAUGCCACUGUUUCUUAAGACACACAGAGGCCAAGAUCUGUAUUUGAUAAUGACAACAUGUUGGCCAUUAUUUCCAUAGAAGAUGUAUGCAUGCCCGGCAUGAAGAGCUAUGUUCUGCUCAAGAAUUAAAGGUUUAAGAAAGGAGUCAUUUUAGCUGGUGUUGACUGACUCUGUUCAGAUAUAGUGUUAUUUAAGAUAUUAUCUAAUUGAAAGAUGGUGCAUUGGUCAUGUCACAACUGGUAUCAAGGUACCCUAUCUCUGGGCAAAUGGUUAAUUCUGUUGUUUUUCUUUUAUAUGUAUGUAGUGUUUUAUUUGCAUUUCCUUCAAUAUCUUUUCAAGUGUUUUAAUUAAUUUUAAUGCCCGAUGUAAAGCAUUGUUGAAUUGUCUCUGUUUGGACAGGGUUAUACAAAUAAACCUGCCUUACCUUG